GGUGUCGGGGAUGCGGAUCGGCAGAAGCUUCUCGUGGCAGUGAACAGCAUUUCCUCCUGUUCCGAGCUUACAUAAAUUAACGAAAAAUCUUCAAUAUGAACAGUCUGUCGAAUAAGAUUGCCAUUGUCACCGGCGCCUGUUCUGCGAUCGGCAAGGCGAUCGUGGAGGAACUGGUGUUGAAGGGACUCAAAGUCGUCGGUCUCUCCAGCGAUAUGAACAAACUGAAGAUUCUCGUGGAUGAGUUGAAGGACAAACCCGGCAAGCUCUAUCCUCUUCAAUGCGACUUGAGCUUUCCGGAUGAGAUCGAGGGUGUAUUGGAAUGGAUAGAGAAGAACCUAGGUAGUGUAGACAUUCUGAUAAAUAACGAUGGUGUUAGCUUAGAUUGGUCCAGCAUUAACGGUGGAAUUCAGGAGCUUAAGAAGUCUCUUGAGAUCAAUGUGCUCGGCUUAUCGUGUAUCACUAAGAAGGUUCUGCAGUUGAUGAAGAAUAAGGGAAUGGAUAACGGCUGCAUCGUUAAUAUUAACGACAUAUGCGGCCUGAAGUGGUUGCCUCUUGCCUCCGAUCGGCCUCUCUCCCCGGCGUACGUUUGCAGCAAGUCUGCGCUGGCCUCGCUGACCGACUGGCUUCGUCUGGAAUUGGCACAGAACGAGUCCAAUAUCAAAGUGAUCAGCAUUUGUCCGGGCUUGGUAGAGACUGAAAUCACCCAGCAGUGGUUGAAGGAAAAUUCACGAUUGGCCCUGAAACCGAAAGACGUGGCAGAUGCUACUCUCUACUCGUUGCAGACUCCGGAGUAUGUGCUUAUUAAGGACCUCAUUAUUGCGCCCAUUCGGGAGAUGAUUUAAACAUCGAACGAAAUCGUUGUCUACAAUGUAAACAUUGUAAUAUUUACAAUCAAAUAAAGCAUUAGCAAUUUUCAAAUACAAUA
Messenger RNA from Solenopsis invicta (red fire ant), 925 nucleotides. RefSeq names its product farnesol dehydrogenase. The record is from RefSeq and is a predicted model, not a curated record. Bases 96 to 842 code for a protein of 248 amino acids. The transcript is spliced from 4 exons. Lineage: Eukaryota; Metazoa; Arthropoda; Insecta; Hymenoptera; Formicidae.